Parastagonospora nodorum SN15 is the source of this 21138-nucleotide messenger RNA. RefSeq lists its product as hypothetical. The record is from RefSeq and is a predicted model, not a curated record. Bases 1 to 21138 code for a protein of 7045 amino acids. The transcript is spliced from 9 exons. Lineage: Eukaryota; Fungi; Ascomycota; Dothideomycetes; Pleosporales; Phaeosphaeriaceae.
AUGCCGAUGAACAACAAGAUCAAGAACAGAUCUUUUUUAGGCGAUCGGGCAGUGGCCGCAGCCACUACUCCAGCUCCACUGCCCGCAAGUGAGCCUGACGAGGCCCAACAAGGUAGUGGCAUCAUCCCUGGCGAUCGGCCCGAAUUUCCUCUCCCGACGCUCAAUGAUAAGCACAGCUUCUUGGCUACCCCCAGAGGUAUCGACCGACCAAGAACGCCGCCCGAGCUUUCUUUCGAGGAUAGUCGUGCUUUGCUGACACGGCUCACUGGUCUGCAGCCAUGGCAACUGGAAGCUUUCCCGGAUGAGCUUCCUCCCCUUCCUCUCUCUCGACCUAGCUCGCCUCUUCGAUCGCCUGAGACGAGUCGUCCUCCACCUCAAGUCAGACCUAGGCGACUCUCUUCUACUGCUGUUCCCAUCCGUUUCCGGAAGCCUCCUUUGUCGCCCUCGACUCAGCGUGAGCUUGCUCUGGAGCCCGAGAAACGGUCGGUUAGUCCUGGCACCUCGCCAGUUCGCUCCCGCCAUAGCAAGGCACACUCUGCGGAGUUCAGGACCUCUCGAGAGAUCCGCCCACUGUAUCUGUUGGAGCGAAACCGCAAGUCAGGCGAGAUCGAUGAGGUAUUGCCAGCUCUUCCAUCGAGUGCUAGUCCUUCCCGAGCUUCUUCUUCAACAGACACCGAUGCCGAGUAUGAGUCUGCUCUGGAGUCGCCUCGUCCCAGUGAUAACGUCACUCCGGACGAUCUCAGCUUUGACCCGCUGCACGCCGUAUCUGACCUCAUUGCCGGACGACCAGGACCCGAACUACAGCACCCUGAGCUUGUUGGUCGAGAAAUUGAAGAGGUUGAUGGAUCUGGCCAAGUCACUCCAAAGGCAUCAGAUUUCACUUCGAGUACGCCUGCGGCUUCAGUUGGCCCAUCCCGCGAUGUUCUUGCUGCUGCGCUGGAAGAUGUCAAAGCGAAGCGUUCAUCUUCGCGUCCCGCAAGUCCUCUCGCGCCAAGUGCACCUCUCGAUGAUACAAAGAUGCGCGAUGUAUCGACUACCCGAAGUGGAAAAUCUUCUCCUACAAACUCAUCUUCGCGAUUGCAGACUGCAGCGUUUGGAGCAGCCAUUGGCGGCCUCACAGCUGCUGCCUUCCGAAACAGGACUCCAUCACCUUUUGAGGUUCUCACUGGAGGGCGCAGACUUUCCGAAGAGCGAAAGAUCGAGACUGAGAGUGCUCCCGUGUCAUCUGAGCCGGACGAGAUGGAGAUCGACCGUGACAAAAAGGGCAAGGGCAAGGCUCAGAGAGAUAUGUCGGUCUCUGAGCCCUCAGUUGCUGCGCCACCUCAAAAGGUCUCGGAACCCAAACAAGUCCCCACGUUUGUCGACAACGAGGAUGACUGGGCCAAGAACAAGUCCGAGUCGAUCGUCACGGACGAUGCCACGCUUGUCGGUGAGUCGACAUCCGGGCCAUCCGCUUCGAAGGAAAUCCAGACAGAGAAGAUACUUGAGAGUACAGCGCCACAAGCAGCUCAGCCUGUUGACGUACUACGUGCUACCUUCGGCUCAGGCGACAAAUCUUCAGAUGAGCCCACCUCAACGAGCGCUGCCUCCCCCGCAGAUCUCGAGAAGGCUCUUGCCGACAUCAAGCCCGAGCAAGAACCUGUGCAGACCAUUGCAGAGGAUGUCGCCUCAUCUACACCAAAGGGCAAGAAGAAGAAAAACAAGAAGGGCAAGCGUGGAAGCCAACAGGCUGAGGCUGAACCUCCAAGUCUCCCGAUCGAACCCGCACAGGAGGAUAAGAUUAUUCCAGAACCCGAGACACAGAAAGAGACAAUGGAACGCGAAAUUCUCGAGCCUUCUUUCCCUAGCGCUAGUCAAGAAGAGAAGAAGGUUGAUGUCAUGGACUUCUUGGAGAAAGAUGAUCAGGAUGCUGCACCGGAAUCUGAGCGCAGCAUCCCUUCUGUCGUCGAACCCGCUGCGCCUGUGGCGGACAUACCUGCAGUUGAGGUGAAGGUGCUGGAACAGUCCGAGUCUGCUGCACCUUCUGACGUCAAAGAGCUUGAACAGCCCAAGUUUGCCGCGACUGAGACACCAGCAGCCGAACCUGAACGACCCACAUCAGGAUGGGGAAGCGGUCUUUGGGGCGCGCUUGGCUGGGGCAAGAAGAGGGCUACAUCUCCGGCGCCCGCCCCCGCAGCCGCACCAGUUGUGGAGAUGAAGAAGAAGAAGGAGACAGAAGUGCCGCCCGUGCUUGUCGCCCCUUCGGAGUCGAAGCAGCCUGAAAUUGAGACUGAAGUCAAGACGGCGAAACCUGAACCAGCUCAAGAGGUUGCAGUCGUCAGCGAUGAGGUACCAAUGCCGGAGGCGACCACUGCACCAACUUUUGUUGUCCCCCAAACCGCAUAUUUUGCUGAUGGUGGCAAGCCGCACUUCACCUUCCCACAACCUUUAACCAAGGUCACUGAGGACUCGGCUCGGGAACUGACUGAAGAUGUUAUUGUUAAGAAGGGACUUGAUGCGGUACUGGCUGCAUCAUCAGAACCUACCUCAGAGGUGUACCAGGAAGCAAAGCAAACAUACGCCACUGCACCACCACCUACUGCUUUCUUCACCGACAACGGAAAGCCGCACUUCACGUUUCCCCAGCCAUCCGUCAAGAAAGUUGAGGAAGUAUCGCAGGCGCCAUCAGAUAUCAUCGCGACUGAAAAGGCACAGGUUGAGACUCCUUCGGAACUGCCAGUGGCUAGCGAGUACGUGUCAAGAGAACUGACACCAAGAGACUUCACGCCGCCCACUCCUUUCUUCACUGAUAAUGGCAAGCCUCAUUUCACCUUCCCACAGCCGUCCACCAAGUCUGCUGAAGCCAUUACUCCGGGGCCAGAGAGCAUUCUUGCUGCCGAAGUAAUUGCGCCAGUUGAGCCCACCGAGUCGUCUAUGUCUAAGAAGAAGAAGGUUAAGAAGGACAAGAAGAAGCGAGAGAGCGUCGUGGCCCCCGAGCCCGAAUCUGCCGCAUCGGAGCCGCCAAACACAACGGCAGGACCCUCUCAAGCUCCUGAUGUGGGUGUGCACGAUCAACAAGUUCAGCAACGCUCCGAGGAUUUGGUCACAGCUCCGCCAGCUGCGGAUGACGCGGCAGUGCUUUUGCGGGACACCCAGCGAAAUAUCGUGCCUGUAGAUGUCACCUUGCCAGAAAACGCCAAACCCACUGAAAAGGAUGUUGUACCUGAGCCACAGGUCGAGAACGCUGGAAAAACCGUGGAACUACCACAAGAAGCUGCCCCUGCAGACACCGUGCCCUCAACACCAGCCGAGGAAGAUGCUGCGCAAUCGUCAAGUAAGAAGAAGAACAAGAAGGCCAAGAAAGCGAAGCGGGAAAGCGUCCAACUCUCCACUGUAGAAGACAGCGAGACGAGCACGCCUGUCGUCGAGCGAUCUCUUGAUUUCUCGUCUACCGCACCGUCUGAGGUCAAGCCCGAUGCUGGUAUCGACGUACCGCUACCAAUGGAAACUGUAACAGAGAAAGACGAGCUCGCCGAGCCCAUUGUCGAGCCUGCCGAAGAAGCACCAGUAUCUACACAACCCAAGCUCGAAAUCGCGGUUCAGGACGUUACUAUCCAGCCAAUCGAGCGCACAGAGUCUGUUCGAACUCUAGUUGAACCUGCUUCUGCCGAACGCGACAUUCCUGAGACAGCACCUUCAGUCACAGAAGAGGAGUUGGCUGCCACACCCAAGAAGAAGGGCAAAAAGAGCAAGGCGAAGAGUGGUACGCAGACGCCUGAGGUCCAGGCUGAGCCUAUCGUCGAGCCCUCAACAUCGACUGCCGAGCUUGCAGAGCCGUCUCGUGACGUUGUGGAAAUGUCAAAAGAGCCUACUGAACCCACCCAACUUUCCGAGCCAACUACGUCUGUCGUUGCACCACCUCUAGAACAAACAAAGUCACUUGAAGUGGAACCGACUCCAGUUGAGCAACAACCCCGAGAGGACAUCUCCGCGACUACCGAGCCGAGUGCUGAGGCUGGAGAGGCUACCCUUGUAUCGAAGAAAGAAAAGAAGAAAAAGAAGGGAAAGAAGGCGAAGGGUACCGAGACGCCAGUCGAGGAGACCGUUCUGCCUGAAGUCCCUACCACAAUCGAUAAACUUGUCGAGCCCUCUGUGCAGCCUGAGAACAUCGGACUUCCUGAUGAAUUGGAUGGUGAGCUUGAUGCUCCCGUCGAGGAGACAACGGUGCAACCCCCAGUAGAACCUGAGACUCCAGUACAGGCCGACACAAAGGAGAUCGCUUUAUCCACCGAGGACACUUCAGCGGCGCCACGGCCCGAUAUCCCAUCAGAGCCAGUUAGCAGAGACAUUACCGACCUCACCACUGACAAUUCAACUGUACCAGAGCCCGCACCGAUCGAAGAGUCGGUACCAACACCAGUUGUUAUCCAGCCUACCGACACAGCCGAGGCUGAUGAUCUUACCUCGACACCUUCGAAGAAAGACAAGAAAAAGAAGAAGGCCAAGAAGAAUAAGGCAGUCGACGAGAGCGAGCCUAGCACUCCAGUGACCGAAGUACAGCGGGAGCUAGAGGCAUCCAUCGAGUCCGUCCAGCCGGAGCCAACUGUCGAGACUGACGUUGCGAAACCAGAGCAACCACUUGAAGGAGUAACACAGCCGAUCCCGACGCCUGAAGUUGCCACUGUUGCCGAGGAGAGGCCAAUCGAAGCAUUGACAGAGCCUGAGCAUGCCAGAGAUUUACCUGCUAUCAUCUCCGAGGAGCCAAUCCAAGCACCGGCUACAGAUGUGGUUGGAGAGGCUGCAACCGAAUCAAAGAAGGCGAAGAAAAAGAAGGGCAAGAAAGGAAAGUCUGUUGACAUCGAGCCAAGCGCAGCGGACCUACCCAAGGAAACAGUCGAAUCCGAAACCGUCAUCGAGCCGCCGGUAGUGGAAAAAGCUAUUGAGGCUGAACCCGUUCCAUUGCUCGAAGAGCCACAAGAAACACCUCUUCCGCUUGAAACUCCCAAGGAGGUUGUCGCUGGGCCAGUCGAGGUGGUCAAGGAAACAGAAGAUAAGCCUACACCUGUUCUCGCUGAGUCGACUCGCAAUGUCGAGGAGCCAGUCAUUGAAGAAGAGGCAGCCGCUUCGAAGAAGAGCAAGAAGAAGAAGGCCAAGAAGGGCAAGUCGUUUGAUACUGAACCUAGCACGCCGAACAGCGAAGAGCCGCCUGUCUUAGUCAAGGACUUUUUGGAGCCUGCCCCGACUGAGAAGAGCGAUGCCAUUCUGGAAGUCCAGGAACAAGCUCCAAGCAAUAAGGAAGCAAUGCCUGCUCCAGUCUCCGCUGUAGUUGACGAUGGUACGCCAUCGGCAGUGGAAAAGCCCGUACAAGACACCGCUGUCUCAUCCGCUCCUGAACCAACUGUUGAGCCAACUGUUGGGCCACACAUCGAGCCAACCGUCGAGCCGACUGUAGAGACAACCAUUGAGCCAGCUGUAGAGGCUGAAGGUGCUGAGCUUGCUUCGAAGAAAUCCAAAAAGAAGAAGGCCAAGAAAGCCAAGUCGACCGACAUCACCGAGCCAAGCACUCCUACCACCGAGGAGCCUUCUGUGCAGUUUGAAGCUCCCUCCGAGCCAGUAGCUGUUGAGAAGAGCAGUGAUGAAGUAGCACAGCCUCCCAUUGAUGAGCUAAUUCCCGAAGCGACAACAGUGCCCACCGUUGACGAGUCCUUGUCUCGAACUGUCUCGAAAGCGGAGAACACUGAUGUUCCCACCGAAAGAGCGAGCAAAGAUGCAGUCGAGCCUCCCAUGCCCCUGGAGCCCGCCGCAGAAGAGGCAGUGGUUGAAUCUACCCCGAAGAAAGCUAAGAAGAAGAAGGGCAAGAAGGCGACGGCUGAUGAGGAGAAAGAGCCUGAGACUGUUACCGAAGCCGUCAAAGAUGCACCCAUUGUUGAACCAUCACCGGAAGCUGCGCAAGUCGAAGAGACUGUACACCCUCCAGAGCCUCUUGUAGCUGAUGCUCCUGUAGAGUCCAUUUCACUUGCCGAUGAUACUCUUCCGACUCCACUCACCGAGGAGCCCAUUGAGCGUGAACUUGCCACAGAGAUGGGCCAAUUAUCUGAGCCAGUAGACUUCGAGGUACCAAUGGAGACUCCCAGUGCCGAAUUUGAAGCUCUCCCUGAGGUUCCUCUAUCAACAGAACGCUCGGAACCGCAAAUCGAGGAGCCAGAGAAUGACGAUGCUACUUCCACCUCGAAGAAAACCAAGAAGAAGAAGAGUAAGAAGAGCAAGUCGAUCUCUGAGCCUCAGACUCCUGUCACCGAAGUAGAAUCAUUCAUUGCUGCUACAACUGAGACACCUGAGGCCCAAGCUAGUCCUGCGCCUGUAGAGUCGACGACCACAACUGAAGAAGUCGCUCUUCCGGAGAUUGAAACCGCUAAGCCUACCGAAACCCAAGACGUGGAACAGACCUUGAUUGAGCCGAUCCAGCCUACCGAGGAACUUUCUCGAGACAACGACCCGUCUGUCACUGUGGCUGAUCAGCCCGCAGAGCCGGUAGGCGAGUCGACAACCGAUGCACCACUGUCUAAGAAAGACAAGAAAAAGGCCAAGAAAGGCAAGCGCGUCUCUAUCGUCGAGGACACACCUCCCGCUCCGGCAGCACCUGUUGAGGAGGUCACGAGGGAACUUGGAAGCGAAGAACAUGCCACAGAAGUGCCUCAGCCUCAGCCUGAGAUUGCAACCAUUUCCGAGCCGGUGUCGCCAAAAUCAAUGCCCGUCUCAACAACUCAACAGGAAGACGUGGUUCCAACGACACUCGACGACAGCAAUCUUGCUGAGCCCACCAGCAUUGGGGAGACUAUAGCACCUGCUGACAGCGAAGGCGCUUCCACCGAACAGAUGGAGAAGAAGACUGUUGAGCCCGAGCCAACGUUAGUAGUUGAGGAAGACGCCACUUCAUCCAAGAAAGGCAAGAAGAAGGCGAAGAAAGACAAACGCAAGUCCGUCACUGAGAGCGAGCCUUCAACGCCUCUAGAGACGCCGACACAGGAGCUCGAGCGCGCGCCCCUUGACAAGGAAACAUUUGCCAUCCCGGCAGUCGUUGCGGAAUCGAAAGAGGAUGCUGUCAACACUGCAGUGGGUCUAGAACCUGCUACCGCCACGCCCAUGCCUGAGGAGAAUACAAGCGUUGUAACUAAAGUCAAGCAAGAGGAGCAGCAGCCGUCUGUUGAGCCUGUUCUCGCGGAAGAACCCCAACAGCCUGAACAGUCUGCGGAACCCGAGCAAUCAUCUCUCUCGAAGAAAGACAAGAAGAAGGCAAAGAAGAGCAAGCGCGUCUCUAUUGCUGAGCCCGAAUCGACUCCGGCUACACCUACCGAGGAGAAAGAGGUGUCUCUCGAGGACCAGCCACUUCCUGUUGCGCAACUCCCGGAGCCAGCACAAGAUGAGGCCGUAAGCAGCUCGAUCGAAGUACAGCCUGUCAUUAUAGAGACUAUUGAAGAGCAAAAGGUUGUGCUGGCUGACGUAGAAGCACCGCUUGUACCUGCUACCGCUGAGGAGGACCAACAAGCUCAACAGACUCCAGAGGAAGAAUCAUCGGCCAUCUCGAAGAAGGAAAAGAAGAAGGCGAAGAAGGCUAAGCGUGUCUCCAUCGCGGAGCCAGAGUCUGAGGUUGCUACCCCAUCUGAAGAGAAAAAAGAGCUUGAGUUGCCUGUGGAAGCGCCUGUAGCUCCUACCUCUGCCGCAACUGAAGAAGCGACACCUGCGGUCACACCGGUCGAAGAACUCAUCUCCAGGGGUCUUCCUGUUGGAGAUUCAGCACCUGUGGCUCCUGCGGUCGAGGAGUCUAGCCUACCACAGACUCCAGCCGAAGAGCCAACCGCUGCUCCUGUCGAAGAGGAAGCACCCACAUCUGUCUCCAAGAAGGAUAAGAACAAGGCCAAGAAGGCCAAGCGUGGCUCUGUAGCUGAGAGCGGAACUACGACUCCGAUCGAAACUUCAGUUGAAGAAAAUGCACAGGAUCUGCUUGAUGUUCAAGAACCUCAAUCAGCACCGGCUGUUGAGGAGCAAAUUUUAGAAACGCCAGCAACGGAAGAGCCUGUGCUAGUCGCGCCACCUGCGGAUGAUCUUCAGAAGGCAGUCGAUGCCGAAGCAACUGCGACAAGUUCGAAAAAGGACAAGAAAAAGUCGAAGAAGGCAAAACGUGGAUCCAUUGCGGAGACCGAGCCUUCUGAGCCUUCCAUUCCUAUCGAAGCGUCAACCCCGGAGGUGGUUGACGCGAAGGCAGAAGAUCGGCCAGCUAACACUGCAUCGGAUGUCAAUGAAUCUGUCAUUGUAGCCCCGGUUGGACCUCAGCCUGCGGUUGCCCUCACAGAGUCGGCCGCACCAGAGUCGACCGAGCAAGUGCCCGAGCAAACCAAGGAUGUCUUAGCGGAAGAUCAACCACUCACCACGCCACCUGUCGUCGAAGAGCCUAUCGUUGCUGUUCCCGAAGUAAGCCAGAUCGAUAUGCCAUUCACCGCCACUGAGGAAACACCCAAGGAUAUUGUCCAAGAGGAUGCUCCUUCAGCGUCUACGUUAAAGAAGGACAAGAAGAAAACGAAGAAGUCUAAGCGCGGAUCUAUCGCCGAACCUGAGCUUUCUGAGCCCUCAGCACCCGUCGAGCAAGUACCUGAACAGACCAAGGACGUCAGCGUAGAAGAACAGCAACCUGUCGCACCCGUGAUCACCGAAGAACCGGUCAUAGUUUCCCCUAUCGUCAAGGAGGAGAUUUCUCAGCCAUCUCUAGACCAGGAGGCUCUUCUCCCCGCGACCUUCGAUGAGAGCAAGGAACCAUCCCAAGCCUUCCCGCCGACGGAGCCAUUGUCAAGCGAGGCAGUCUCUGAGACUGCCGCUGCACCCGUCGAGCAAACCAAGGAUGACGAAGCCGAACCCGCCGAGUGGGCCAAUCUUUCCAAGGCACAGAAGAAGAAGCUGAAGAAAGCCAAGCGCGCGUCUGUCGCUGAGAGCGAGCCAUCACAGCCUGUGACUCCUGCGGAGGAAUUGACAAAGGAGCUUAGGAUUGAGGAUGUGCAGCCCAUGGCUGAGACUGCCGAUCUAAAAGAGCCAAUUGUAGCUCCCGUUGUCGACGAGUCGACUGUGAUUGCAGAGCAACCUGAAGCUUCGUCUAUUGUUCAAGAGCCUGUCGAAGCUGUCGAAGAACCUGUUGUCAAGUCAAAGAAGGACAAGAAGAAGGCGAAGAAGUCAAAAGCCUCGUCUGUCAUAGAAGGGGAGCUGUCACAGCCCGCGACACCUAUAGAGGAAGUUUCUAGGGAACUUGCUCCUUCGUUUAAACGGCCCGUUGUUCCAGACGCCCAUGAAAUCGCUAGAGUACAGAAGUCUGCCGAAGGCCAAUCGGUGACAGCGACGCCAGUGGAAGAGCCACAGACUAAGCCCAUCGUCGAAGCCCCUAUCGAGCCCACUCCCGCUGUGGAAGAGAUCGCCGAUGCUACGCUUUCGAAGAAAGAUAAGAAGAAAGCGAAGAAGUCCAAGCGUGCAUCUGGUAUUGAAGACCAAACUUCUCUCCCGGCAACGCCUGUCGAGGAAGUUACCAAGGAGCUCGGAAUUGAUGACCAGCCUUCUACUUCUGCAGCGACUGAGCAGCCGACUACCGAGGAGCCACCAGCAGCACACGAUACCCCUCCGCCUGACCAAGCGACCGAAGAGGCGCCUGCAGCGGCUACGUUCAUCGAGCCCGUCGAAGAGCCGACGAAACCCUCCAAGAAGGACAAGAAGAAAGCCAAAAAGCAACAAAAAGAAUCAAAGAGCGAAACCGUGCCUUUUUUAGCGCUUGAGACGCCUGAGGAAGCCAAUGUUUCUGAUACUCAGUCGUCUCCACCCCCUUCUAUACCUUCGGAGACACCUUUACUUCUCUCGGGGAUACCGACCUCAUAUCCCCAUGUUCGUGAUAUUGCGUUUGUUGAAAAUGGCGGCGAGAGUGUGCAAGAUGAGAGUGCACGAGUGGUUGAUGAGAAAGAGAUGGAAAACAAGUUGGAUGUGGAUGUUGAGAAGCAGGAAGAGCCUGUGGUGGAAGCUGUGGAUGAAGAGAAAACCAAGAAAACGAAAACAGAUAAGAAAGGCAAGAAGCGAGCUUCCGUUGUUGAAGAUCCUUUACCCGAGGCUUCCUCCGCAGUUGAUGUUGCUGACACCACGCCAAUUGAGCCUUCUGGAAAUGAGCAAGUCCGAUCCGUGGCAGAAGUGGCUACCCUGGACCCCGAGGUGGUCGUUAUAGAGCAGCCUAUUGCUCAGGUCGACACUACCGAAGCCCAGCUGCAUGAUCAGCAGCCCGUUGAAGAGGUCAAGGCAGCACCAGAAGAGAAGACUACGACAAUGCCAUCCGAGCCUGAGCAAAAGAAAGUCAAGAAGCAUAAGCUAGCCGCCUUGUUCGAGCAAAAAGCAGCCGAAGACAAACCAAUUCUCCCACGCAAGCGAACACCCUUGGCUAAAUCGACGCCUGAGACUAUUGCUACCGAACCAACUGGAGAAUCUUCCAAGGAGGUCAAGGUGGAUGAACUGGUCGCCACUGCGCAACUUGAGUCCGUUGUCAGCAUCGACAAUACCGCAAAGCCUAACGAAGAAAUUGCUUUGCCCAAGGAUAUCGUCGAGCCUGGCGCAUCAGCACCUACCAUAUCUGAGGUCGUCAUGGACAAGCCGUUAGAACCCUCCGAAAGAGCUCUAGAUCCUGUAGAUGAACAGUCCAAGGAACCCACUCCAGUAUCAACGGAACCUGUGCUUGAUCCAGAAAGUUCAGCUGCUGCAAAGAAAGACAAGAAGAAGGCGAAAAAGGAUAAGAAGAAGUCUGGGACAGCGACACCGGUUGAAGCUGUACCUGAUGUUCCGGACGCAGCUGAGGAGCCACUUACAAGCAAUACUGAAGAAACAUCUCUGGAAGCAGCUCCACUUGUCGAUAAGAAUGUGCCUGUCAAGGCCGAGGAGAAGUCACAAGAGAUCUCUGAAGUCAUUCCGGCACAGCCGAUAGUGACCGACACACCUCGGGACAUCAGUGCAGAUCUAUCCCAGGAGAAGUCGAUCGAAGUCGGAACCCCCAGCGAGCCUUCGACCGCCGUUGAUGAUGAAGUAAUCGCCACGCCUUCGAAGAAAGACAAGAAAAAGAACAAAAAGGCCAAGAAACAAUCCGGGACUGCCACACCAGCUGAUGAAACACUGCCAGAGGCGCAGCCAGAGAAGGUUGAAGAACCUCCGGUUCAAGCGCCUGAGCAGAUUGUUGAUCAACCCGCCGUCAUUAAAGCCGCGCCAGUGGUGGAGGAAGCGCCAGCGCUUGUAAAGGAAAACAUCAAACCGAGUGCUUCUGACAAGACAAUUGCAAUUUCGCAAGAAGAGGCCUCGGCCGUCGUGGUCGACCGAGUUGCUGAUAUCCCUUCACAACAAGAAGAAGAGGUUCAGCAGCCAACAGCUAGUGUCCCGGAGGAGGCUGUGGGGCCUAUUGCAGACACGGACGUCAAGCUUUCUAAGAAAGACAAGAAGAAGGCCAAGAAGUCCAAGAAGUCGUCUGGUAUUGACACGCCAAUGGUUGAGGAUGUUCCUGAGGUCGAACAGAAAGUCGAGGAGCCAGCAAUGGGACAAGUUGAGGCAGUCAUCCCUUCGCAAGUCAUGGAGGCAGAGCCAGUCGUCGAACAAACAAACGAAGCGCUGGCUGAGACAAUACCUACAGCCCUCGGCAAAGCUAUCGAGACUCCACCAUGCGACGAAGCGCCAACUGUAGAAACUGAAGUGGCCACUGAUGCUCCAGAACACGCGCCAGCUACUGACAUGCCGGUCCAGCCAGCAGAGGAGGAUUGGAGUUACACGGCUCCCAAGAAAGACGAGAAAAAGGGCAAGAAAGCAAAGAAGGCUGAGGACGUUGCUACAAUCGUUGAACCUAUCUCCGAACUCCCGAGUAAGACAGCGGAAACUAUCGAAAGUACUGCCACACCGGAAAAGACAAUACAGGAUGAUGUUGAAGCUCAGCCGCUUCAAGUCACGGAAACCGACGCUGUGAAAGCCGAAGACACCAACGAACAAAAUCUCGAAAGUGAACGUGCGCUGGACAUCGCAGAGACUGAUAUCACAGAGGUAGCACCUCUCCCUGCACCUGAACUUCCAGCCGAAGCUCCUAUUGAAGAAGAGGCACCAACUCCUUCGUCGAAGAAAGACAAGAAAAAAGCGAAGAAAGCGAAGAAGGCAUCAGGCGCUGCAACUCCAGUCACUGAGGAGGUUGCCAUCGUGCAACCUGAACAGGUUCAAGAACACACUGCCGACAACGCCGAUAGUGUCACGGAACCGAUCGAAGAGGUACCGGCAGCCAUAUCUCGCAAGGAGCUUGUUGUAGAACAGCCUCGCGAGGUCGAACAAGAGUCGAUCUCUCCGGUUGUCGCUGUACCAGCGCCUUUGAUCGAUGAGCCAGCGCUGCCUUCAUCAGCUACGAAAGAAGAAGCGCAGAAGAGCGAAGAGGCAUUCGCCGAAGCUACUGUCGCUGAAGACGGACCUGCCAUCCCAGCGGACAUAACACAAGAGCUCACUAUCGCUACCACUGAUGCGAACAAGUCUCUUGUUGAUGAACCUCCUGUUGCUGUUACUCAAGAGGGUUUUGUCGCCACAGAUACUCGUGGCGUCGAGCGACCUGCUCAGGAUUCUGCACCUACAGUAGAAGUCGAGCCUCUGGAUAAAGGUCUAACCCCCGAAGCAUCAAAGAAGAAGAGCAAGAAGAAGGCCAAGAAAUCAGGAACAGCCACGCCUAUUAACGAAGAUGUUCCUGCCUCAGAACCUGAGCUCUCUCGCGAUCUCGGAAUUCAACCAGAGCCAGCAACCAAUGUCAAGGAUGACAUCAUGGAAGACGUCCAGCCAUCUACAGCACAAACACAGCCCAUCCUGGAAGAGCAAUCCCGCAUCGAACAGCGUGACACCCCUGUGGUAUCGCAUUUGACAGAUCUUGUUACGACAAUUGAUGAGCAGGCACCAGCUCCGACUCCCAAGAAGACCAAAAAGAAGUCGAACAUGUCUGGUACCGCCACGCCAACCAUCGAUGAUACUGUGGUGCCACAGCAGGAGACUACACAGGAGUCGCAGGAUACGCCGAUGCUUGUCGAAAGUGUUGAUACUACCACAUCUGAACCACGCUAUGAUGUGGAAGUUACACGAGACGUCGAAAUUCAAGAAGCAGAUAUUUCACAUGCAACUGUCGAGCCAGAACUACAGCCAGAUCCAACGCCACACCUUGAAGAAGACAUUGCACCAACAUCUUCGAAGAAAUCUAAGAAGAAGGCAAAGAAAUCGGACACAUCGGCCUCAAUUGCCAAAGGCGUGCCACAGGUUGCACCUGAGGAUGUCCCACCACCUGUUGAAGAGCCCAUUGCAACCAACCGCGAUGUUCAAGAAUCGACCGUUCAAGCUCUUGAUGUGCCCGAUGCGAAAGACGACACACCUGCAACAAUCGAGCCCGUUCUCGCUCCCGAACCCGAGCUCGAAGCACCAAUCGAUGUUAAGGCUGAAGACAACGGUCUUGCAGUAUCGGAGGAUCUAGCCAUCGCACCUGAACUUGUAACUGAGGACACGACUUCCACUCCGUCCAAGAAAAAGAAAAAGAACAAGGGCAAAAAGUCGGAACCUCAGACGCCAGCAAUUGAGUUGAGUGACCCCAUGGCCACAGAAACACGCACAGUCUCCGAAGAUGUGCAGCAAGCCCCAGGCUCUGAAGUCGCCGAGGUCGGAUUCCAAGCGCCAGUUCCAGAGCCCCUUGUUCUGGCCGAUAAAGUACCUUCGGAAACCAGGGGAGAGGUGAUCGUGGAGGAGAAGCCUGUCCUCACUCGCAAGCUCAGCAAGAAAGAGAAGAAGGCUCGGAAGAGCUCCAUUGCCAUGGACGUGGAAGCGGAGCCAAUAGCUGAGAGAGAAGUGCCAACUGAGAGCAUGGUUGAAGGAGCACAGGCGCCAGAGAUUGAGCUUAUGAUCACCGAAGAGCCUCGACAAGUGCCCAUCAUUGCAGAGCCAGAAGUACCAGCGCUCACUGCGGAGCCUAUUCACCCAGUCGAACAUGCAGAGAAAACUGUGCCUACGGCUGAUAGUCCUGUCGCAGCGCCUAUGCAAGAUCAAAUUUCGACCGAAAUCACACAGGGAGAGACGGCGUCUACGCCAGUGAAGGGAAAUAAAGCCAAGAAAGACAAGAAGAGCAAGAAACAAUCUCUGUCUCUCGACAACGCCGAAGCUGGUGACGUCGCCGAAUCUAGCCCCAAUGAGCAGGCUCGUGACGAUGCUAAGUCCUUGAUCGAACCUUCCCAAGAGACAGCUGUCGUACGUGAUUUGGACUCAUUACUCGCUGCUUCAAACGAGGUCACAGACCCCCCUGCAUUGGAGCUUUCGGAAGCUGUCGAGGCGCUGCUUCCGCAAGUCCUAGGCAAUAUCGAACAAGUACCUGAACGACAGGCUACGCUAGAUGAGCCUGAAAUUUAUUUGCAGCCUCGUGCUGAAGAGAACAGCGAGUCCAUGCCGACCGUGGACAUCGAGCCUAUCGAGGUUACAGAAGUCCCCAGCCGUAAGGCCUCUAAGAAGACCAAGAAGGGCAAAAAGAACAACGACGUCCCUUCUGAGCAACAGCAGCCUGAAGCAAUGGUUGUGGCUGAGCCUACAGUAGAAAGCAUUCCUGAGGACCUACCUUCGACAGCAGAACAGCUCGAUGUACCCGCUCCCUCCAAGUCAAGCAGCCAGGAGCUGCAACUCACCUCCACAACAAUCGAUCUACCUACCUCCGAUGUCACUACUGAGCCUCACAGUCAACUUAUCGAGCCAGAGAACGAGCCUUUACCAGCAACCGUCGAGACGGUCAACGAAGCUACCACCAGCGCACAGCCUUUAGAAGAUCCUAUGUCAAUCGUGGAUCAGACCGAGGUGACUACACCUUCAAAGAAGUCGAAGAAAGACAAAAAGAAGGGCAAGAAGAGCAGCUUGACUUCUGGCAUCACGACGCCGAUCGAAAAUCUACUGUUUCUCCAUGAGCAGCUGCGGGACGCCAGGCCCAUCGAACCAGAGGCAAUCGUGCGUGAAGGCCCCUCCGAUACACAACCACCUCAAGAGGUCACUUCUGCACCAGCCGUCGCAACUAUUCAGGACACACCUCUUCCAGCCCGAGAAAUUGCACAAGAACAAGAACGCCAAACAAUUGAAGCUGACGAACUAUCUUUGUCGCGCUCUGCCUCAAAGAAGGGUAAAAAAAAGGGCAAGAAGGCACAGAAUGUGCCGAGUGAGCUUGAUAACGAGAUUGCGACGACCGAAAACGAGGUGCUGCCCGUCACUGCACAAGAGUCUCCAAAAGAAGAAGUCGAAGUCCUGCCAAUAAUCACAGAAGCAAGGCGCGAAGCCGAACGAUCCCCACCACCACCUUCUUUCCAAACAACGCAAGCAGAUUCAGAGUCAACGAGAGAAAUUGUCGAGCCGGCACUGGACCAAGUGACACAAGUCAAGGAGCGACAAGAUGAGAAGGAAGAACUCUCCCAACCGCCAACGAUCUCAUCACCAGACCUGAAGGCUGUACAAGAUGACGUCGCCGAAUUCAAGCUCCGUUCUGAAGCACUCGACCAAGCUCUUGCUACACAAGAACAACUCGACGAACCUACUUCAUCCGACCCAACGUCAUUCUCCGAUGUUGUCGGCAAGCUUAGCAAGAAAGACAAGAAGAAGGGAAAGAAAGCCAAGGGUGCUUCGCUCGACACCGAACCGACGACUCCUGCAGCUGAACCUGAAGCUGUGGUUGAGACGAAGGAAAUUGUCGAAGAGCCACGCAUGGCCGAAAUCCCAUCGCGCAAGCUAAGCAAGAAGGACAAGAAGAAGGCUAAGCAGAGUGUAUCUGAGGUCGAAGAGGUGGCUAAGACACUUCCUGAACAGGUUGUUCCUGUUAUUGAAACCCAACAACCGCUCAUCGAUCAGUCACGUGAAGAAGCGAAGAUCUUCACUGAAACCACGACAGCUGAGCCAGCUAUACAGCCAGAUGCACCGGUUGUGCCAGUCGAGCAAACACAACCAACAUCCCUGGAAGAGCCUGUUUACCCUAGCGAAGAGGCUGCUACGAUGAAAAAGGAGGCGAGCCGUGUAAACGAUACUUUGACACGAGAGAUUGAAACGAUUGUGCCACUCGCCCGGACAGAAACACAGCACACUGACUUAGCUGCUUCUGUCAUCAAAGCACCUGAAGCUCAGCCUGACGUGCCACCAGAGGCCGAGUCCAUCGCUGAAGGAGAGCGACCAUCCGUCUCCCGCAAGCUUAGCAAGAAAGAUAAGAAGAAGGACAAGAAGAGCGCAUCAAUCGAUGAGUCCACCAAGACUGAACAAAUCCCAGAGGUCGCGGCUGAAAACGUGCUCCGUACGGAGGAGCUACCCAUCGAGUCACAGCAACCUGAUGUGAUGAAUCAAGAGAUCCCCGUAGUCGAUGUCAAGGCAACUGAGAAGGAGGCGGCAGAUACUAUGCACAUGCCCGUCGAAGAUACAUCGGUUCUGCAGCAAUCGGCUGUAGAGUCUGCUGCUGACCCGGAACCGACGCCAGCAGUUGCUCCCGAAAUUGCUGCUGAAGACGAAUCGGCUUUGCCUUCCAAGAAGAGCAAGAAAGAGAAGCGCAAGUCUAAGCCCACGGCCGAGUCCGAUGUCCUGCCUGACAUCUCACGGGCUCCAGUUGAGGGACACCUGAGUCAACAAGUCGUCGAGGUGGCCGAGCCUGAGAUUGAGCCUGCUUCGAAGCCAGAGAAGGAGGAGAAGCGCAAGACCAAGAAGACGACUCCAGCCUUCGAAGCAGAGUCAACUGCGCCUCUUGGCACCGAACGCAAACCUGAGCUUCCGAAGGAGGCUGUCUCUGAACGCACUGAGACAGUCACCGCUCCAGCGAGGGUGGUCGAUGAUCAAUCAACGAGAGUUGCACUGAUCCGAGACGCAGAACCAUCGUCAUCCACCACGAGCCUCGAUACCGCUGAAGCACCAACAUUGGCUAAGAAGCCAUCAAGAGCACAAAAACUGGCUGCAUUGUUUGAGCAGGGUGCAUCACAAGAAGGGUCUUCAGGUCAACGAGAGCUACGAAAGGGGACCACUGGAAGUGUCAAGGACCUUGCCAAGCAGUACGAAACGCAGUCCAGGUCGGUUACGCCAAUACAGCUACCGACUUCAGAAAAGAGGACCGUUUCGCGAGUCACUUCGGAUGCGCGCCUUGGUUCUCGGUCACCCAAGAAAGACAUCGACUUCGCUGGCACCGUCGCGGCCGGCCUAAAGAUCUCUGGCUUUGAUGACACGUACGUCGUCAACGACUCUACCUUCCAUAAAUCGACAUCACCCCACGGCACUCACGACAUAACGACUGAUGAUGAUGUCGCUGCCGCACUCAACAGCGCCGGUGCAUCAAAAUUUGCUUCCCAAGGAUGGACUACACCUACUUCGUCACCCAAGUUACGUCCCACCAAGGAAUCUGAGUCUAGCACCCUUCCACCCAUCGAAGUCGCCAUUGCAGCUACAGACGACAUCUCUUUUGAUCCUCUAGAUGUGCUCAACGAUCCCACAUUUUCGAAGUCAAACACGUCUCCACGCGCUCUUGAGGAAGCCGAUCCCGACGAGCUAGGUUCGAAGCUCAAGAUGAACAAGAAGUCGAGUGGAAAGAAGAAGCGCACUUCUCUGCCUGAGUCACCUGCAGAAGCUGUGCCCACUACACUUUCAAACGAGCCUACCGGGGGAUCACUCGACGCGCAAUCGAAAGAGCUACCUACGGAGCAUGAUAGCGCCUGGCCUUUUGAACCAAAGAAGGACAAGAAGGUAAAGAAAGACAAGAAACAAGCAUCACGAACGCAGGACAGUGUUGAGUAUGCAGUUGGUGAGACUCCGGCGGUUGAAGCUCUCACAAGAGAGCCUCCUGUUGUUGAGACUCUAGCAGUUGACUCCACUGCCAGCGAAAGUAAGCUCGCAAACCCUCUGUCGCAGGCGCCUAUCAAUGUCGCACCGGUCGAUCAAGGUGUGCCAAAAGAGCAGGCACCAAAGCGAGCAACGGGCAAGGAGUUCGAUGAGUAUCCGUUCCCUCAAGUGCCGAUACCAAGAGAUGCAGGGAGCCGCGAUAUAGAGAAGUCGCCAAUGGUAGGACGGAAAGAAACGGAAGAGGUUGAGGAGUUGGCUGGAUCAUCAAAAAAGAAAGAAAAGAAAAGCAGGAAAGGGAAAGAAAAGAGUGAGCCGAGGAGUGAGAUGCAAGAAGUGCAGCACCACAACAGCUCAGUUGACAGAACACAAGAUCUUGCCACCGAGACGCAUAAACGACGAUCCCAUCCAGUGACGUUCGAGGAGGACCAGCCAUACGAAAAGCGAACCCAUCUUCGAGAAGCCACUCCCGAACUCAGGCAGGCAACAUCAACCAAGACAGAAGAUUCUGCCAGCAAUGAACGAUCCUCACGACGAAAGACGAGCGCCCUAGACGUAGAACCGAGAGAUCGGGGUCUCAGUCCAUCUGCCGAGCCUACUUGGUCAUUUGCUGGGGUACGCGAUAGUGCUGUAGAGGUAGAUGAACUGCCAGUUCAAGCAAGACCUGCGCCAUUCCAGGAAAGCACUCGCGACAGUGGCUACCAUGACGCUGGUCAUAGCCCAGUCAUGCCAGGGGAACCAGUCCAUCAAGAAACGACAUCCUCUCGGGAAAAGAAGCGUAGAUCAAAGGAACCAAAGACGCCCCGCGAGAGAGCGAUUCGGAACUCACAGGACGUGGAGAACAGUCCUACGCUGCCAGAGUAUCCAGCAUCUGCUGGAGCCACAACACCUUCUCCACAAGAAUACGCAACGAAGGAGCGUACUUCGUACCUGUUUGACUCGUCACCGUCAACACGAGCAUAUGGCACAUCACCCACUGUUGAAACAGUGACGCCUGCUCAUGAGAGCCGCAGAGCAGUACCUUCAACGACCAAAGAGAUGGGCGAAACGACCAGACCGAGCAAGAGUAAGAAGCCACACGCAGGUUCUCGUGACGAGCAAGUGUCGCCUACCAAGGAGAUCGAGCACAAGGAGCCAUAUCAGUCAAUCUUUGGUGAUCCCAAGGAAAAGAGUACUGGACAGUCUUCGUCGCUAGUCACGCCACUGUCAAAGCAUGGCCGCACGCCCAGUAACAAUCAGCUCCACACCAUCACAGAAACAAGUCCUCCUGAUGACUCUCCCUUGCACAAGAAAGGCCGAGCUAUCAACGAUGUCGGAGCGCCAGACCGAGGGACGAAGUCAGCUCGUCGGACUGAGAGCCCAAAGCCCUUUUCAGAACGACUGAAAUCACCGCCUCCCGUCACUCCGACCCCAUUGAGCCGAAGGGGGCACUGGAAGGGCCUCAGCAUCGAUAGAAUCGCCAUGGAGUCAAGUACACGACAACGUAGAUCGAACGAUGACGCUCAGCCCUGCACGAGCGCAUCAGGUGACCUGAGGGCUGUAUCCCGUCUUGGCGAGGCCAGUGCGCAAGACGCUAACGAGACGGACCCCAACCUCUCAGGUCUGGCACUCGCGACGGGCGCCGUUGCAGCCAUCGCGGGCAUCGCAGACGCAUCUAAAUACGAUCCCGUCAGAGGUACAGGCAAGGGUCGUCGGGCCAAUCAGACGGUUGUCGCACAUGACGCUAACAGAGUUCAGGAGGCGUGGGGCGAAGUUCCGCGCUCGCCAAUGUCACCGUCGCGGCCAACGCGACCACCGAGCGUGCGCAAGCGACAAAGUAUGCAAUUGAUCGACUUACAAACACAACUUGAUGAACUUGCUGCACAAAACUCUUCGCUCGAAAAUGCAAAAGCACGAGCAGAGGAGACCCUUCAAGCUACCUACCAUCAACGCCAAAUCGACGAGCAGCUUGUCGCAGAGGCCGCUGAAGCACAGGCCAAUCGCAAUCUCGCCAAUGACACUAAUGAGCGAUAUGCACAACUUCAAUCCGAGGGUCAAUUGGUCCAUCAGCAAUGGCAGACCACCCAACGCGAGCUCGAACAGCUCCGCACUCAACAUCAACAGUUGACCAGAGGAGUGGAAGAUGCAGUACGCGACGAGAUUGGCAUCGCACUUGACGAGCGCAACGCUGAGAUCGACCGUCUGAACACGGAUCUCACAGAAGCCAAAGAGCAAAUCAAGACACUACAGAAGCAGAUUCUAUCUGCGAAGAAGCCCAGCGAGAGUUUCCUGACGAUCCGAGAUGAGGACUACUUUGACAGCGCAUGCCAACAACUCUGUCAGCACGUCCAGCAAUGGGUGUUGCGAUUCUCCAAAUUCUCGGAUACGCGCCCUUGCAAACUCUCGUCAGAGAUCGCCGCAGACACAAGGCUCGACACGGCAACUAGGCAAAAGAUUGACACUCGCCUUGACAAUGCCAUCCUCGAUGGAUCAGAUGUCGACAGCCUAUUGGCUGAUCGCGUCAAGCGGCGAGAUGUGUUCAUGUCUGUAGUGAUGACCAUGAUCUGGGAGUACGUCUUCACAAGAUACCUAUUUGGUAUGGACAGAGAACAGCGACAGAAACUCAAGUCGCUGGAGAAGACUUUAUCGGAAGUUGGUGAGUACAUUGACUGCAUCGAAUUCAGAACUUCAACUAAUAUUCUUGUCAGGACCACCACGCGCCGUAGCCCAAUGAGAGAAGCUUUCAUCCAACAGCGUGCCCAAGAUACCGAAGCUGUUGUGCACGAGAUCUACAGCACGCUCUCUACCCUGUUGUCGCCACCCUCUCAUCUACAGCGACAAAUUCAGGAAUCACUACGCAAUGUGAUGCGCCUAGCAGUCGAGCUAUCGAUUGAGAUGCGCACUCAGCGCGCAGAAUACAUCAUGCUCCCACCACUUCAACCGGAGUACGACACCAACGGCGACCUAGUUGCCAAAGUAACCUUCAAUGCUUCCCUCAUGAACGAGCGGUCCGGGCGCGAGACCUCCAACGACGAAUUAGAAGGACGUGGAGCAAUUGUCAAGAUUGUGCUCUUCCCACUUGUUGUCAAGAAGGGCGACGAUUUCGGAGAAGGCGAGGACGAGAUCGUGGUCUGUCCUGCGCAAGUCUUGGUCCAAAGACCAAGAGACAAAAAGGUCGUAAGGAUGCUCAGUGGAGCGAUGAGCAUCGACCGCCCAGAUUCAAGAGCAAGUCGCAUGACGAGCGUGGUGCCGGAGAGCUCGAUCAUGGACUAUGAGACUGGAAGUGGUAAUGUCAUUUAG